AUGCAGACGAGGUAUAUGGAGAGGACUAAUAGUAUGAGAGAGAAGAGAAAAUUGGAGGAAGAUAACAGUAAUAAUCAGCAACCGGAGCGUAAACGACCAGCUCUUGCAAGUGUAAUUGUGGAAGCCUUGAAGAUGGAUAGUUUACAGAGGCUUUGCUCUUCUUUGGAACCGAUUCUUCGCCGAGUGGUAAGCGAAGAGGUGGAGCGAGCAUUGGCGAAACUUGGACCUGCAAGACUUAGUGAAAGGUCGUCUCCUAAACGAAUCCAAGGCGUUGGUGGAAGGAACCUGCAGCUGCAAUUCAGGUCAAGACUGUCUGUUCCUUUGUUCACCGGAGGGAAGAUAGAAGGAGAGCAAGGAGCUGCGAUCCAUGUCGUGCUUUUUGACGUGACUACUGGACAUGUAGUGACAGUAGGACCUGAAGCUUCCGCGAAGCUCGACGUCGUUGUGCUUGACGGUGAUUUCAACAACGAGGACGACGACGACCAAGGCUGGAGUGGAGAAGAGUUUGAGGGUCAUUUGGUGAAGGAGCGACAAGGGAAGAGACCUCUCUUGACCGGUGACUUGCAGGUCACGUUGAAAGAAGGCGUGGGGACGUUGGGAGAGCUUAUCUUUACAGACAACUCGAGCUGGAUAAGGUGCAGAAAGUUCAGGCUUGGUUUAAAGGUCUCCUCUGGUUACUGUGAAGGGAUGCGUGUGCGCGAGGCAAAGACAGAGGCUUUCACUGUCAAGGACCACCGUGGAGAGUUGUACAAGAAACACUACCCGCCUGCUUUGGAUGAUGAGGUCUGGAGGUUGGAGAAGAUUGGAAAGGACGGAGCUUUCCACAAGAAGCUGAACAAAGCAGGGAUCUACAAUGUCAAAGAGUUGUUGCGCCUUAUGGUCAAAGACUCUCAGAAGCUACGGACUAUUCUUGGGAGUGGAAUGUCAAACAGGAUGUGGGAGACACUUGCAGAGCAUUCCAAGACAUGUGUCUUGAGCGAAAUGCUUUACGUCUACUAUCCUGAAGACUCGGUUGGUGUAGUGUUCAACAACAUCUACGAGUUCAGUGGACUCAUCUCAGGGAAGCAGUAUUAUCCUGCUGAUUCUCUUUCCGACAACCAAAAGGGCUAUGUGGAUGGAUUGGUGAGGAAAGCUUAUGAAAACUGGGAUCAAGUGAUUGAGUAUGACAGCAAGUCACUCAUGAACUUCACUCAAGUGAACAAAACGGAUGCUUUGGAUUACUCCAUGCCGGUUUCAGUUCCAAGCCAACCUUCUACAUCUUAUUCUGACGUAACUGGUGAAGCUUCAAGUUUUCUUGCUCAGUCUCAGCUAGCUGAUACCAGCUCUUACAUGCACUACGGAGACGCUGCAUUUGCACCGCAAGAGCAGCUGCUUAACAACACUCACGAAUCACAAAGCAUGAUCAACAGCAACGGCGGUGUGAGAAUAGGGCUUGGUCCAUCGAGAGGACCCCAAAGCCAGCUUCCUCCUGAGAGUAAUAACUCUUUCAGUGAUUGGGGGAACACAGGAAACAACGGAGGAGGUGAUGGGUUUUUAACUGAGGAAGAGAUUAGGCUAAGAAGUAACGAGAUGCUCGAGAACGACGAUAUGCAGCAACUGUUGAGGCUCUUUAACAUGAGUGGUGGUGGUGGUGGUGGUGACCAGCAAACUCCGAUGAACAUGGCAGGAGAUGGUUUUGGGUUCCAUUCUUUUGGUGAGUCUUGUUCCAUGGAGGAGGGCCGUUCGCAUUCGGGUAAGCCUGUUGUUGGAUGGCUAAAGAUCAAAGCAGCCAUGAGAUGGGGCUUCUUCAUCAGGAGGAAAGCUGCUCAGAGAAGGGCACAGAUUGUUCAACUCGAUGAAGACGAUGACGAAUAG
Messenger RNA from Microthlaspi erraticum, 1854 nucleotides. The record is from the annotation of a GenBank genome assembly. Lineage: Eukaryota; Viridiplantae; Streptophyta; Magnoliopsida; Brassicales; Brassicaceae.